AUGGAAUUGGUGUUGCUGAAAAAUCCGCUCACCAUUAGCGCCAAGACGCUAAAAACACUUAUAAAUACAUUCAAGGACUACACAAAAAAACCAGUGUAUCCCCCCGAUGACGAAAAAGCCUACGACGAAAGUCAGGCAGCCGCUGAUCUAAUAAACGAAGCAAUAUACCAGGUAACUGUUGCAAUAGAUGAGCUAAAAAAGCUCGUCGCUCAAAUCAAAAAAGAAUAUGAGAGGAUUCAAGAUACGGGCGAAAGAGAAGACUUCUCCGACGCUUUAGAGAAGCUUGAAGAUGACACAAACUUCAAUGAAAUUUUGGGAGCAGGAACUGAAAUAAUUUUUAUGCUCAGAGCAAGGCUUACCGAAGUCAUUAGCACCCGCAAUAGACUGGGACGCAAACUAGGACUUACUGUACCUCCGCAACCAAAUCCAACAGCAGUCACAAAUGGAAAUUUUAUUCAAAAUAACGAUAAUGAACAGCAGGAAAUCAGCGAAGAUAACGGAUGGAUAACAGAAAACAGCAAUGAUAGCACCGAUGGACCGCAAUGGCUUACCAAACCAGGCCCACAUAAACAGUUGAAAGAUAUAUCAGAAAUCCCAGAAUUUGAAGAAGAAGAAGAAGAGCCUUUGAAAAUACAAAUGCCACAGGUUAGCGACACCACAAUCGAUACAGAAAGCGUAGAUGAUAAUGGAGCGAAUAACAACGGCGAUCUGCCAGACAUAGGUGUCGACGCUGCUAAUCCGCCAACAGGUCACCAAGACCCCCCGCAGAGUCGGCAGCCGAGACAAGCUACGAUAAAUGCGCGAACAAUUAUACGUAAUUUUGAACGAAGCUUGGAGGAAUCGGAUGAAGCUGACGAAGGCUUUAGCAGAGCAUCAACUCCAAUACGCCAGAUGUUGUUGUCAGUUAUCACCGCAUUAUGCCUCAUCAAUCCAGCUGCAUCUGACAGAUUAAUUUGCGAAAAAGGCAAUGUUAGGAUCAACAAUCCAAACACAACAUUCGAACUAUGUAUGGGAAGCUUUUGUAGAUCCUUUCCGAAGAUGGCUAUCGCACAAUGGGAGUGGUCAUUACCUCCAACAGCAUUGAAUAAGACCAUGUUUGUCUCUAUGAGGUACCUUCUGGAGGACCAAGAAAUCAUGGAACAGACAUAUUGUGUACAGCCACAUAUAUGUGAUCAUUCGAAAGGAUUCCUAUCGAAAAAACUACUAGCAAACCCACAUUGUUGGCCAAACGGUGCCAUAGCAUCCCUUGGAUUAGCGCUUUAUGCGAUUAUUGUAACAACUUUCAUGCUCUCCACCUGCAUAAAAAGGUUACUAAUCCGUCCCGUACAAGUAACCGUUAACACAAGCGAUAAUGCAAGUGUGCGGUUAGAAUUAUUUAGUCCACCGACGAUCUAUAGAGCCGUGAACGUUGCCCUCGUAUGCAUACUGGCAUUAACAGAUGCGGCAGCAGCCUGCCAAAACGGCCACAUACGGCAAGAAAUCGAUUUGAUAUGCACCAGCCAUAACAGCUGCUCUUAUGAGUACAAAAGAGAAAUUCUAUUCAAUGAAUUGGAUUUGAAACUCUGCGUCAACAUUAUGCAUGCCAAUAAAUCCGUUGGUCUAAUUGAAGUAGAACGAUAUCCAACGAUAAUGCGAUGUGCAAAAAGAUCAUUGUACUUUACGAGAGAUGCGACGACCAGAGUAUUUAGCACUGUACGUUGCUCGCAGGCAGGGUCAUGCGUGAAUUCCAAAUGCUCGCAGACAACUGUCAAUACGACAAUCAAAGAGCUUGGCAAAGCAUACCAGUUUCCAGGCUACUCCGGGUGUCAGCAUUCAUGCGGCGGACUCGGUUGCGGCUGUUUUCUCCCGCUACCAGCUUGUUCGUUUUAUCGGGUCACAAUCCCAAGAAAUGAAGAGAUUUAUGAAGUAGUAUCAUGUCUGAAGUGGGAACCGUUGGUGAAUUUGAAAGUCCGAGUUUCACUCUACAACCAAGAAAAAGAAACCUUCAUUACAAGCGCACCUUACAUCAAACACGCAUUUCAAGGAAUGGAAAUCUCGAUAAUUUCGGUACAAUCGCCGCACUUUUCCAUGCUAGACAGAAAAAUAGCAAUAUCAAACAAGGAAGCUUUGCUUCUACCAGAAGGAUACGAACUAGCAGCUAAAUGCGCGACCUACCAAUCAGCAGCAAAAGAUUUCAAAAAUUGCGCCAACCAAAUGAUAUGCUCAUGCGAAGACGCAAAUGGAGCAAUCAAAUGCCACUGUCCUCAAAUGUCCAUUAGAGACGUGAAAAAUGACAUUACAAAUGUAUUUCCCAUUCAUACUCCCUUCACUUCCUUACAAAAACGAGAUAAGGAACUCUUCGUAAAAACGAUGCAAGGAGAAGUAGUCGUAUCGCUAGAAUCCCGCUCACUGAAGAACAGUGCAGAAUAUCUACUUGAACAAGAUUGCAAACUAAACGCGAGCAGCGUGUUUGGAUGCUACGACUGUCAGGAAGGAGCUCAAGUGAACAUCAGUUGCACAACCAAUGAAAGAGCAUGGAUUGUAUAG
Molecule: messenger RNA, 2526 nt
Organism: Cylicocyclus nassatus
Lineage: Eukaryota; Metazoa; Nematoda; Chromadorea; Rhabditida; Strongylidae
Source: the annotation of a GenBank genome assembly